UUUAUCUAUUUUCUUUGCUUGUUAUAAAAAUGCCAUAGAUAUAGACAUUCAAUAUAAAAAAUUUGUAGUAGCUUUUGAAACAAAGACAAAAAUUAUCAAAACAGGUAAAGUUUUACUUAGAAAGAAGCACAUAAAAAUUUUUUUGGAUCUUCAGUAAUGUCACGCUAUUUUCGUCAUAGUCUUGGCCGUUUGCGCAGUGCGGUUUCCAAGCGAAACAUAUUUAGCGAUGCUCAGCAAAUAUUCAUUGGUGGCGGUCUCGAAAAAUUUCAAGGUGGUAUAAAGGAGGAAAAAUAUUUUUUAAGCCAGAAUAAUGAACUCAUAUUGAAAAUGCGUGAACAAGGCGCGAAACUGAAGUGCGAGAAGUCUCACCAAAGGGAGUCAGAGUUAUCAGAAGCUACGGAAAAGAAAUCUUCUGAUUAUUUAGCGCUUAAAGAGACCUGUUCGCCUAACAAGCAUAAAAAUUUUCAAGAAGAAGCAUUCUUUCUCCAUGAACAAACUGAAUGCACAAAGCGCAUAUUACAUCAAAUGGAAAAUGAAGACCGUGAAAAUACAAAACAGCAAACAGAAGAAAACGAAAAAGAAGCCAAAUCAGGUUGA
Glossina fuscipes is the source of this 597-nucleotide messenger RNA. RefSeq lists its product as uncharacterized. The coding region runs from base 157 to 597 and encodes 146 amino acids. The record is from RefSeq and is a predicted model, not a curated record. The transcript has 3 exons. NCBI's taxonomy places the organism in Eukaryota, Metazoa, Arthropoda, Insecta, Diptera, Glossinidae.